Messenger RNA from Haemonchus placei, 1737 nucleotides. The record is from the annotation of a GenBank genome assembly. Lineage: Eukaryota; Metazoa; Nematoda; Chromadorea; Rhabditida; Trichostrongylidae.
AUGAUCAGUAUUUUACUGACAAAGCACCUUGAAACGCGACCUCGACGUCUUCUUGCAAUAAAUUGUGGAUUCUUCGUGAUCGCUUCAUUCUAUGACCUUGCUUUCGAUAUCAGCUACUUGAGUAUCGUCAACAGAGACCAGAUCAGCGUACAGGAGUGUUCUGCUAUCCGAAACUUCGUCUACAAUCCCAUUGCCACACAGGCUUUUGUUGAUGCCCUUGAACGAUUCCUGAAGGCGUUCUUCGAUUACGACAUCCCUCUAGCCGAAGUUUUCGCCCUCUAUUGCCUAUUUCCACUGAUUUGCAUCGCAAUGGCCAUCUACAACACAUUUUUUUCAUCGAGCCUUUCACAGAAUGACGACGUUUGUGCUACAGUACGACGAACCGCUUGGACCAAUAUUGCACUUAUUCUGAUCCAAUGGGGUUCUGCAAUUGUCGCCUUCGUUAUGUAUGUGGCAAUUUGGGGAAAAGUUCGUCGCAUUCGAAAAAUAGACAUUACCACAAACAAGCCAACCAGCGACGGUCCAUCCAAGAUGACCACUACUCUCUACUACUGGAAUAACAAUAUAGUCAGCGUAUUCUUCAUUAGUUGCUUAUUGCCCCUCGUGUUGGCCAUUCCAAGUACUAUUUUCACGAUCCUUACUGAAUACAACAUUUACCAAAACCCUGUUGUCAACAUCAUCGGAGUAGUAAUUCUUGACGCUACAACGCCUAUCACUUGGACUCUUUACAUCCUUUGCAUUGCUCACAUUCGUCGAAGCAUUGUCGACUAGCAGAUGGAAGCUAUGGGACAAAUGCCUACGACUGCAAGCCUUCCAACAUCGGUCGAAACAGUCCAUUUGCCGACCAUAUUAACUACUUUACCUAUUCAUAUAUUAACCGCCGUAUUCAUUACUAUCGUGAUGAUCAGUAUUUUACUGACAAAGCACCUUGAAACGCGACCUCGACGUCUUCUUGCUAUAAAUUGCGGAUUCUUUGUGAUCGCUUCAUUCUAUGAUCUUGCUUUCGAUAUCAGUUACUUGAGUAUCGUCAACAGAGAUCAGAUCAGCGUGCAGGAGUGUUCUGCUAUCCGAAACUUCGUCUACAAUCCCAUUGCCACACAGGCUUUUGUUGAUGCCUUUGAACGAUUCUUGAAGGCGUUCUUCGACCACGACAUCCCUCUGGCUGAAGUUUUCGCUCUCUACUGCCUGUUUCCACUGACUUGUAUCGCACUGGCCAUCUACAACACAUUCAUUUCUUCGACCCUUUCACAGAACGACGACGUUUGUGCUACAGUACGACGUACCGGUUGGACCAAUAUUGCACUUAUCCUGAUCCAGUGGGGUUCUGCAGUUAUCGCCUUCGUGAUGUAUGUGGCCGUCUGGGGAAAAGUUCGUAGCAUUCGAAAAAUAGACAUUACCACAACCAAGCCAACCAGCGACGGUCCAUCCAAGAUGACCACUACUUUCUAUUACUGGAACAACAACUUAGUCAAUGUAUUCUUCAUAAGUUGCUUAUUGCCCCUCGUGUUGGCCAUUCCAAGUACUAUUUUCACAAUCCUUACUGAAUACAACAUCUAUCAAAACCAUGUUGUCAACAUCAUCGGAGUAGUAAUUCUUGACACUACAACGCCUAUCACUUGGAUUCUUUAUAUCCUUUGCAUUGAACACAUUCGCCUAAGCAUUAUGGACUGUAUUCGCUGCAGAGCUCGACAACCGCGGGAAACUUCAAUCACAAAAAUCACUUUGGAAACAUUCUAA